Parastagonospora nodorum SN15 is the source of this 756-nucleotide messenger RNA. RefSeq lists its product as hypothetical. NCBI's taxonomy places the organism in Eukaryota, Fungi, Ascomycota, Dothideomycetes, Pleosporales, Phaeosphaeriaceae. Gene Ontology annotation, cellular component: extracellular region. The transcript is spliced from 3 exons. Gene Ontology annotation, molecular function: cutinase activity. The coding region runs from base 1 to 756 and encodes 251 amino acids. Gene Ontology annotation, biological process: carbohydrate catabolic process. The record is from RefSeq and is a predicted model, not a curated record.
AUGAAGUGCUUCAUCCCUCUCUCUCUGCUCGUCGCUAGCGUAGUUGCGGCGCCAACUGCUGCACCUUCGCCACAAGAGGGCGCCAGCUUCCCCAUUACCGACCUCGUCGACUCGGACCUGACCGUCGAAGAAUACGCUUCACAGCUCGAGAGCCAACCUGCGGGAGAGCCUGCCGUGACUAAGCGUCAAUUCAAUGGAGACACUUUCAACCAGUUGACUGACGGUACUCCAUGCCGAGCCGUAACUGUCAUCUUCGCGCGUGGUACCACACAAUCCGGCAACGUCGGCGAGGCAAACUCUGAGGGCCCAGUGUUCUUCAACGCUCUGGCCAGCAGACUUGGAGGCGCAGGUCAAUUGGCCAUCCAGGGAGUGGACUAUCCCGCGAACGUUAUCGGAUUCCUUGCAGGUGGAGACGCCGCUGGAGCCACGACUAUGUUCAACCUCAUCAACCGCGCCGUAACGCAGUGCCCAGCAACGAAGAUUGUGGUAUCGGGAUACAGCCAGGGUGCACAACUCGUGCACACUGCUACACAGAGGCUUUCCGCUGCGAACGCUGCGAAGGUUUCUGCUGUCGUAACUUUCGGUGACGCUGAUAGGGACGAGUCGUUCGGCCAGGUUGCUGCCAACAAGGUCAUGAUCAUCUGCCAUGACGGAGACAACAUCUGCGACAACGGCAUCAUCAUCACUCCUGCGCACAGGAACUAUGAGAUUGAUGCCCCGGCUGCGGCUGAUUUUGUUCGCGCGAGGACUGUUUAA